Linepithema humile (Argentine ant) is the source of this 3335-nucleotide messenger RNA. RefSeq names its product glutamine--fructose-6-phosphate aminotransferase [isomerizing] 2. Gene Ontology annotation, molecular function: L-glutamine:D-fructose-6-phosphate transaminase (isomerizing) activity; carbohydrate derivative binding. The record is from RefSeq and is a predicted model, not a curated record. Gene Ontology annotation, biological process: UDP-N-acetylglucosamine metabolic process; protein N-linked glycosylation; fructose 6-phosphate metabolic process. Lineage: Eukaryota; Metazoa; Arthropoda; Insecta; Hymenoptera; Formicidae.
AUCGCGUGUUCGGCUGCAUUCGUGUGUUACACUAACUAAUGGAGUGACACGACGUAUGUCAAAGAGGUGUAUAUGCUGUGGUCGCACGUUCGCAAUGAUCCAUACCCGUGCUCCCUUCCGCAUUCACGCUUUCUCGUGAUCGGCGAAUCAAUCAGAGAAAUCAGUCGAUAAAUGUUGGUGCAUCAAUACAGCCGAUGAAAGAUAUUAUCAAGGCGCGCACAGUCGCACCGAUCGCUCCGCAGCCCGCAGCCCGCAACCCGCAGCCAUACGCCAGAUGUAUGGGCGCGCGUGCGCGACCGUAAUCACCACCGUGCGACCAUACUCACACAUUUGCGCGAUCGUUGACGACUGGCGUAGCUACGUUCAUAGCACACAUACACGUGUGCGCGACCGCUACACGUCAUAAGAGCUGUGAACACGCUGCCGUAUGGCUCAGACUACGUUCUAGAGUAGCGCAAGCCGGCAAGUUGUCGCGGACAUUCUAGCGAGUGUGACAUUCCGUGUUUAUUAAUUUUUUUCACCGACUGUUCCGGCUCUUUUUCAAGCAUCCGCCGUGUUUGCGCAUACGUGACGAGCAAGCAACGUCAAUAACAUGUGUGGGAUUUUCGCUUAUUUGAACUACUUGACACCGAAGAGUAGGAAGGAGAUCUUGGAAUUGCUAGUUGUUGGCUUGAAAAGAUUGGAAUAUCGCGGAUAUGAUUCUGCAGGCGUCGCCCUCGACAGCGCGGAUGGCAAGGACAUCUCGAUUAUUAAAAAGCAGGGAAAGGUCAAAGCUCUCGAGGAGGAGAUAUUUUGCCGUACCAAUCUCGAUUUCGAAUCGGAAACUCAUUGCCACGUCGGCAUCGCUCACACGCGAUGGGCGACUCAUGGUGUGCCGUCGGAAGUGAAUGCUCAUCCUCAGCGGUCCGAUAGUGAACAUGCCUUUGUCGUUGUUCACAAUGGUAUCGUUACGAAUUAUAAGGAAGUCAAGACUUUGCUGCAACAAAGAGGAUACGCGUUCGAGAGUGACACCGAUACCGAAGUUAUCGCCAAACUGAUACACCAUCUCUGGGUACAGCACCCCGCGUAUUCAUUCCGUGAACUGGUCGAGCAAGUCGUCCAGCAAUUGGAAGGAGCUUUCGCCCUUUGUUUUAAAAGCAAGUACUUCCCGGGCGAGUGCGUGGCCACGAGGCGAGGAUCGCCGCUUCUCGUUGGCAUCAAGACAAAAACGAGACUGGCCACCGAUCACGUGCCUAUCUUGUACGGGAAAGACGACCUUCAAUGUGCAAUAAACAAAGAUCAUCGUCCGCAUGGCAGGAAUCCAGAACUUCCGGUCAUACCGCGUAGCGAGAGCACAUCCGAAUUUCAACCCCUCGAGGACAAGGAAGUCGAAUAUUUCUUUGCUUCCGACGCAAGCGCUAUAAUCGAGCACACAAAUCGCGUGAUAUUUUUAGAGGACGACGAUGUAGCUGCCGUUAAGGAGGGCGCACUGAGCAUUCAUCGCCUUCGUCGUUGCAUGGACGAUCCUCACGCCCGCGAGAUUACAACGCUCAAAAUGGAAAUUCAGCAAAUCAUGAAGGGCAAUUACGAUUACUUCAUGCAAAAGGAGAUUUUUGAACAACCGGAGUCGGUGGUGAACACCAUGAGAGGACGCUUAAACUUCCAGGACGAUUCCGUCACUUUGGGCGGAAUUAAAGAUUACAUUCCCGAAAUUAAAAGAUGCAGACGUCUCAUGCUGAUCGGCUGUGGCACAAGCUACCAUUCUGCUAUAGCUACGCGACAGCUUCUCGAAGAACUGACAGAAUUGCCGGUGAUGGUCGAACUAGCAUCUGAUUUUCUGGACCGUAAUACGCCAGUCUUCAGAGACGACGUUUGCUUCUUUAUUUCUCAAUCGGGCGAAACAGCCGAUACAUUAAUGGCUCUGCGUUAUUGCAAAAGCCGUGGGGCUCUUAUUGUGGGGAUAACGAACACGGUCGGCAGCAGCAUUUGCCGCGAGUCCCAUUGUGGUGUGCACAUAAACGCCGGUCCCGAAAUCGGCGUGGCGAGUACCAAGGCUUACACUUCGCAAUUCAUUUCUCUCGUGAUGUUUGCGCUAGUGAUGAGCGAGGACAGAAUCUCCCUUCGUGCAAGACGUUUACAAAUCAUCGAGGGUCUGAAAAAUCUCGAUAAUCUCAUUCGCGAGGUACUGAAGCUUGACGAUAAAGUCAAGGAGUUGGCUAAAUCUCUGUUCCAACACAAAUCCUUAUUGAUUAUGGGUCGCGGAUAUAAUUUUGCCACAUGUAUGGAAGGCGCACUCAAAGUAAAAGAAUUGACGUAUAUGCACAGCGAAGGAAUUAUGGCCGGUGAAUUAAAACAUGGACCAUUGGCUCUUGUUGACGACUCUAUGCCGGUGAUUAUGAUCGUGAUGAGAGACCCGGUGUAUGUGAAAUGCAUGAACGCACUGCAACAAGUUACCGCGCGCGACGGCAAGCCGAUCGUUAUCUGCGAGGAAGGAGACGAAGAAACGAUAGCGUUUGCCGAUAGAGCCCUUGAGAUACCUAAAACUGUCGACUGCCUGCAAGGAAUUCUCACUGUCAUUCCCAUGCAGCUAUUAUCCUUCCAUAUCGCGGUUUUACGCGGUUGUAACGUCGAUUGUCCGCGAAACUUGGCAAAAUCGGUUACAGUAGAGUAAAGGCCGGACAGAUUGUUCGAUGAACUUUUUCGUAACUGUGUUAUAACUAGACCAAGACGAUGGCUGCGAAAUUUUUUUUCAAGUUAGACGAAAACAAGAAUCAGAAAAAAUUAUCGGAGUAUAUUACGCGAUAUAUAUAUUAAUAUAACUGGGGCGUCAGUGCUUCUAUGAUUUUGAAUCUCGUUAACACUUGAAACUCGUUGCUUGUUCGUGUUUUAUAUUUGUGAUGAUGUCUAAUAAUUGACUUGAUAAAAUUAAAAAAAUUGAAUAUAAAAAUAUUCAUUGAUGCGCACAGUGCAAAGACAAGAUCGAUAACAGAAGUCAAAUGACAGAUCGUAUAUUAGCUUAUAAUUUUUUUUAUGCAAUCAAUCGCAUUAUAUAUGUAUUUUUUUGCAUUUUUUGGAAUAAUGAUAUUCUUAAACGUAUUUAAUCCCAUCGCAUUUAACAUAUUCAUAUUUUAACUUGUGUGAUAUAUGGUCUAUUUUUUUUUAUUAUAAUCAUCUAUUUUUUUAAAGCAUAAUUGAUGCUUUUUGUUUGAAAGGAUGCAGUGUGAUAUAUUUCUUCACAAUUGAAUUAAUUUGCUACGAUAGAAAUUUUUAUACGUAUGCGAUCAUGAUAGAUAAUACACGCGACGUCCAAAUCGUAUGUAUGUAUCUGUAUAUAUUCCCAUACAUGUUAAAUACAA